Poecilia latipinna (sailfin molly) is the source of this 3018-nucleotide messenger RNA. RefSeq names its product family with sequence similarity 89 member A (gene fam89a). The coding region runs from base 181 to 714 and encodes 177 amino acids. Lineage: Eukaryota; Metazoa; Chordata; Actinopteri; Cyprinodontiformes; Poeciliidae. The record is from RefSeq and is a predicted model, not a curated record. The transcript has 2 exons.
CACUGGUUCAGUUAACUUAACGCAGCGUCCCUCUCCGCCUCGGGCAGAGAACGCCACGACUGUUGCUCGGUGUGUUCAGCUCUGGAGACGGCUGCGCCCUCGCUCUGUUUGUCGGAUUUAACAACUUACCGUUCAGUUAUUAAUUACCCGCCGGAACUCACUUAGUAACUCACCGGAAAAAUGAAUGGCAAGUCAGCGAACGGUACGGCGGGGGGAAUGGCCUGUAUCGAAGGUCUGCCGCCGCUGCCGAAGAGUCUGAGCGGGCUGCUGAACUCGAGCGGCGGCUCGUGGAGAGAAAUGGAGAGGAUGUACGUGAAGAAAACCAUGAUCCAGGACGACCUGAGCCGAGGCAGGAACAACGCCGACAGCCUGCUGGCCAGCAAGCCGGCCAACCUGGACGCUGCCCUGGCUCUCCUGCGGAAAGAAAUGGUGGGUCUGCGUCAGCAGGACAUGUCGCUGCUGUGCCAGCUCUGGUCCCUGCACGAGUCCAUCCAGGAGUACAAGGGCAGCUGCCACGACCUGAGCGCCGCCUCCAGCCUCAGCAUGAUGGAGAACGGCUACUUCGACGAGGACGACGAGUUCUACGCGGAGCCCGGCGCCACGCCCACCGGCGACCACCCGGGCGCCGGGGACGUCGCCGACGGCAACGCCUCCUCAUCGGCGGCCAAAAACGGCAAGGAGGACAGCUGGGAGUCCUUCAACGUCGCCAUCUGAGGCUUCGAUCUGCGCGGGUUUUUUCUGCAGACGGAUCCAUGUUUUUUAGGGGGCGGAGCUAAGCUGUGAGAAGAGUGUGGCUGGUUGCCGACGGCAACGGACUGCCAAAGAGGAAUCCUGUCCGUCUGCAGAGCUGAGAUCACCUGGACUCCUUUACUCAGCUGCCAGUCACUCACUUUCUUUUUCUUUUUUACAUAAUCAAAAUAUAUGAACAAAGUUUUAUUAUUUAUUACAUAAUAUAAAUAACAAAGUAUUCUUUUUUUUAUUAUUCUUUUUGCUCUCUUUGGAAGUUUUGUACAAAAGGUACAGGCAGAAAAGUUGGACUUCAAACCUGAAGGGUGGGAUUUUUUUUAUUUUUAAAGGCAUUUCCGACUCUUCAGUAACAGGAAGAGGAACUUUACAUCGGUAAAAUGUUUUUCAGGUGAGAUCCUCCUUCCAGUAAACGGAGCAGAGCUGGUUUCCUGUGCAGGGAGGAUUCGUGCAACAUUUUAUGGUCAGUGUAGCGUCCGUUCUCUGCGGUUACAACCAGCGUUUACUGAGCAGAACUUCACUCAAAACUUUAAAGUAAAACCUGUAAUCAUGUUUCUGUUUUGCACGUUCGAGCUGCAAUGUUGGCAUAUUCCUGAAAUGUGAUGUUUGGUGGGAAGUCGGAGCAGAAUUAGCAGAAAUCAACCUUUCUUUGUGGCCUUGCUAUUUGAACAUCGUAUUUCACUGUCUACAUCCAGCUAAACCUCUUUUUCCUUCUGGAACUGUAGUGAAAGGUUUAGGGCUGGGCGAUAAAUCGAUUUGAUCAUUUUUGAGGAUUUAAUUCUUGGAAAAUUCUGGAUUUUUGCCACUAAUUCACUCAUCAGGUUUCCGUAAUUCUGAGUGAUAUCAGGGCGGCCAUCUUUGUUUGACAAGCUUGUUUACAGAUUAUUCAACUGCAUGAUUAAAUAUUAGGACCAAGCUUCAGUUUAUUUGUUUUUAAUUAACAGAGUCGUAUUACAGUAGAUUUGGAAAUAAUACAAAAAUAAAGUCGUAAUUUUGUGAGAAAUUUGAAAUAAAGAUGAGCAUUUUGUGAACUUAUAAAUUAACAGCACCAGGAUUUUGAAACAAUCAAAUCCUGGUUGCUCUGAAGCUUUUCCCUCAUUAAAGCAACUCUUUUCCUCACAAUUUUAAGUUGUUUUUUCUGAUAAAAUAUUGUCUUUUUUUCUUCUGAUUACAUUCUGAUAAAUAAAAAAUUUCCAAAUACGCCGUCGUACAACUCAGAAACCGGGAAACUGAAAAUUUCUGUAAGUGAGCAAAACAACAAAAUUGAUGAAAAUCAGAUCUGGGAUGAAAAAAGUCAGAUUUGAUCUUUAAGCCAUAUCGCCCAGCUCUAAGACGGAGGGACUUUAUAUUAAAAAAAGUUUAAUUUAUGGGGAAUUUCUGUAAAUCUGCCUUAUUUCAGACGUAAAUGUUUGUCGACGAACACAUUCUGGAUUGAUUUGCUCGGUCUUCCUUCUUCUGUAGCGCGUAAAGUCGCAGUUCUUCCAGGUCAGGCGGCCAUUUUGGUUUUUUACCUGUCGGUCACAGACCAAUGGCGGUCCUGCUCUCUGCAUUGUAUUUAGUUAAAGGUGCUGAAUGAAUUAUCUCAUCUAAAGAAUGUUUUUAAAGUUACUCUUCAGUCAAACAAGCAGUUUUCUCUUCACAAACACUAAAUUUAUGAAAAUAAGAUUUAUUAAAUCUUCGUAUUUGCUUGUUUUUUUUAUGGCUGCUGGUCAUUUCACCUCAAAGCCGUUUCAUUUUCUGUCAGUUUUGGUCAUUUCAUACCGGAAAAUGGCCGUAGGUCAUUUCAUAUCAAGUCAUUUUUCAUUUACUUACCUGCAAAGAAAUGAGUUUUAUCGACUCCAAUCAACAAUUUAAAAACAUUUUAGCAUUUUAAAUCUCAGUCUUCCUUAUCAUCAUGUUGGAAAACAAACUUCAAAAUGGCUGCCACUUGUUAAAAUCUAAUUUUUCUCGAGCUUUUGCAAGAAUCUAGAUGUUUUCAAUCUUUAUCAUGUAAUAAACUGAAUGUUUGGUUUGUUUAUUUGAUUGUUUUUGUACCAACAAUCUGGAUUUUCUUUAGAUUUACCCCAUCAGAUGUUUUUUCUGUUGGAUGUCAUCACAGUUGGUGCCUUUGUAAAGCUGCAGCUUCCUCCUGAACACGAAUGGAAAGUGAACCGCUGACCGUUGAUGAUUUGGAUUGUAUGAUGGAGUAUCACCAUGACUUGUAUUGUUUUGAUUUCCAUUUUCAAAGAAGUUUACAAUACAUUUAGAAAAUAAAGUCAAAAUGUAAGUUUUGAG